Molecule: messenger RNA, 1422 nt
Organism: Fimicolochytrium jonesii
Lineage: Eukaryota; Fungi; Chytridiomycota; Chytridiomycetes; Spizellomycetales; Powellomycetaceae
Exons: 4
Coding region: 1-1422 (473 amino acids)
Source: RefSeq, a predicted model, not a curated record
AUGGAUGCUGCGGGCGUAUACGAGGUGGAGGCGCUGUUGGCUAAAGCGCGUGAUCCUAACCCCACUGACACCGACAUGUGGUACGUCUUAGUCCACUGGGCUGGGGAUGAUCUGGCACAAUCGACUUGGGAGCCCCUGCGACGGCUGCAUUGGACAAAUAUUCAAGGCUGGCAACGCUUACCAGAGCUAACCCCAGCGAACGACGAGGAAUGGAACCGCAUGAUGGAUAUGGUUGACGAGCUCCUCGGAGCUACGAGCGCCUACCAGGCCAUGGCGGUGGCGGAGGUUGACAUGGGCAUCCUGCACUCUGAUGAAGAUUACGGUUCGACGGACGACGACGAUAAUCAUGAGAGCGUCAUUGAAUCGGACGAGCGACAAGUCGAGAAUCAUCCGCAGAGGGUACAGAAUCCAGUCCUGGAUGCACACCAGGCAGGAGAAGCUGCUUACGUGCAACCAAACCCGCUGCCCAAUACCCCGCCCCCUUAUGUGUCUCCCGGUUUCAACAACGAUGUUGUACCGUAUCAGUCCGAUACGCAACUUGAACCAUAUCGGUACGUUACGGAGGAAUUGUCUGCUCGCCCACUCAAACGCAAAGAAUCAGCCAGCGACAAACCCGAGGACCAUAGGGGGAGGCGCCUUUUCGUCUCUCUCUCGCAAUUAGCUGCCACCAUCCCUCGGUCGGUCCUCGUGUUUAAACUGCCCACCAUCCGUGACCUGUUGGGAUCGAACUAUCAACCCAAUACAACUUGGCCACCGCUCGCAAAACUCCAAGGAAGCGCCUUCCCCGGGGACGGCGAGUUAUAUCGGAUCCUCUCCUUCUUGCAGGAGGAUCGGUGGCUUGCCAACACCACUGCGGAAUUGGUGAUCAACGUUGUAAAGGCCUCUGAAAAGUUUCGCGAGGAUGUCUGCCAUGCGCCCGUGAGCUAUAACCAGAUUAGGAGCACACAAGUAGCAGAUAGACCAACGCUUUCUCCUGUGGGAUUCCCUGAGAGCUCGGAAAACGACGAAGAGGUAUCAGGAUACUCUUGGACAUUUGUCUUGGAUAUUGGAAAAGGAGUUAACGUGCCACACUGGCCGGAAACGUGUGUACCCACUGCAGAGGGCAAAAUCACCACAAAAGCCAUGCGGGCCAACAGCUCGCUUUGGGAUAUGGUUGACAUCUACCCGCAUACGUGGCAACAACCCAACUACGUGGACUGCGGCGUAUACGCCAUUAUGGAGUACUUGUACCUCUUCCUUGAUGGGGAUCAGGCUAACCUCACAUCCAUUGGGCGCGAUGGGAAAAUGCAAACCAAAGUGCCUGUUCCAGCAUUAGACACAGGGGCGGCGGUGUCGAUGAGGGGCUGGAUAUAUGACUUGCUUAGCCACUGCCCAUCUCUUGUCGCCAAAACGCGGAAGGCAGACGCGGAGUACAAUUUCUGA